This is a messenger RNA of Didymodactylos carnosus, 5274 nucleotides long. The record is from the annotation of a GenBank genome assembly. NCBI's taxonomy places the organism in Eukaryota, Metazoa, Rotifera, Eurotatoria, Philodinida, Philodinidae.
AUGGAUUUUUUGUCAGGCAAGAUAUUGCUAGAAAAAAAUGCUUAUGAGCGUAUGAUUCCUUCUUCAAUGACCAAAAUAAUGACCUCGUAUCUAAUUGAAGAAAAAAUUCAAAAAGGAGAGGUAGCAUUUGAUACUCAAUUUGAGGUUAGUGAAAAAGCAUGGAGGAUGGGAGGAUCAAAAACUUUUAUGCCCCUUGGUGAAUUGGUCAAUUUAAAAGAUAUUUUAUAUGGUAUAAUUAUUCAAUCAGGCAAUGAUGCCUGUAUUGUAGCGGCUGAAGGUUUAGCAGGAAGUGAAGAGAAUUUUGUAGAUAUUAUGAAUAAAAAGGCAGCAGAAGUUGGAAUGAGAUCUACCCAUUUUAUGAAUGCUAGCGGAUGGCCUGAGGAAAACCACUAUAGUACAGUAUAUGAUAUAGCUUUAUUGGGACAACUUUUAAUUAAGAACCAUUCAGAAUUCUACCCUAUUUAUAGUGAGAAAUAUUUUACUUUUGGCAAAGCUCAGCAAGGGGUUGCAAUUACUCAAGGAAAUCGCAACCCCUUAUUAUACAAAGAUUUAGGAUGUGAUGGGAUAAAAACCGGUCAUACCGAUAAGGGAGGAUUUGGCUUGGCUGCUUCUUUUGUAGAUGAUGCUCGGCGUUAUAUUAUGGUGAUUAAUGGCCUUAGUUCUAUGCAAAAAAGAGCAGAAGAAUCUUUAGCGCUUUUGCAUUGGGUAAAGCAAAAUUUUACCACUAAGAAAAUUUAUAAUAAAGGGGCGGAAAUUGGAGAAGCCGAGGUUUGGCUAGGAGUGGAGGACAAAGUAAAAUUAAUAGUAGUUGACGAUGUGUCAGCCCUUGUAACUCGCUUAGGACCAAAUAAAAUAGAAAGUAAAAUGAAUUUUACCUCUCCUAUUCCUGCACCAAUAAAAGCGGGGGAGGUGAUAGGAAAAUUAAUAGUAGUUAUUAAUGAUGAUACACAAGAAAUAGCUUUGCUUGCUAAAGAUUCAGUUGAAAAAGUUGGGUUUUUAAAGCAAAUAUGGUAUUAUCUCAAGGUAGCUAUUAAUAAAGCCCUAAAUACAAUUAAAACUGAUUUAUUGAAUGACGGAAUGACUAUCAUGGCUGGCGGAUUUGGUCUAUGCGGGAUACCAGAAAACUUAAUUAAUGCUAUUUUGCUAUCAAAAGUAAAAAAUCUGACUGUAAUCAGUAAUAACUGUGGAGAAAACAAAAAUUUUGAACAACAAUAUAUUGAUGGUUCUUUAGAAGUUGAAUUAAAUCCCCAAGGAACAUUAGCCGAAAGAAUUAGAGCAGGAGGCUCAGGUAUUCCUGCCUUUUAUACUCGGACAGGCGUAGGGACUAUAGUAGAAAAUGGCAAAGAAGUACGAGAAUUUAAUGGCAAAAAAUAUUUGAUGGAAACUGCUCUUUAUGCAGAUUUAGCAAUUGUAAAAGGCUGGAAAGCAGACCAAAGUGGGAAUGUUAUCUAUAAUAAAACUGCGCGUAAUUUUAAUCCAAUAAUGGCCAGUGCUGCUAAGGUUACAUGGCGAGCACGCGCAACAAUGAAUAAAAUAUAUUCUUCAUCUACACUAGCUUUAGCUGAUUUAUUGAAUGACGGAAUGACUAUCAUGGCUGGCGGAUUUGGUCUAUGCGGGAUACCAGAAAACUUAAUUAAUGCUAUUUUGCUAUCAAAAGUAAAAAAUCUGACUGUAAUCAGUAAUAACUGUGGAGAAAACAAAAAUUUUGAACAACAAUAUAUUGAUGGUUCUUUAGAAGUUGAAUUAAAUCCCCAAGGAACAUUAGCCGAAAGAAUUAGAGCAGGAGGCUCAGGUAUUCCUGCCUUUUAUACUCGGACAGGCGUAGGGACUAUAGUAGAAAAUGGCAAAGAAGUACGAGAAUUUAAUGGCAAAAAAUAUUUGAUGGAAACUGCUCUUUAUGCAGAUUUAGCAAUUGUAAAAGGCUGGAAAGCAGACCAAAGUGGGAAUGUUAUCUAUAAUAAAACUGCGCGUAAUUUUAAUCCAAUAAUGGCCAGUGCUGCUAAGGUUACAGUAUGUGAAGUAGAAGAACUAGUCGCAACUGGCACUCUUGACCCUAAUAAUAUUCACACUCCUAAUAUAUUUAUCAAUAGAUUAGUAUUAGGAGAAAAAUAUGAAAAACGUAUAGAACAGGAAGUUAAAUUAAAUAUGGCUUGGUCGAAAGAACAAAUGUGUCAAAUAGCCGCCCAAAUGGAACUUAAACGCGGUCUAUAUGUGAACCUAGGAAUCGGGAUCCCUACAAAUGUGGCAAAUUAUAUUACGCCAGAUAUGAAUAUUAUCUUACAGAGUGAAAAUGGUAUGCUUGGUAUGGGGCCUUUUCCUUGGGAAGGAGAAGAAGAUGCAGACCUAAUCAAUGCAGGCAAAGAAACUAUUACCGCAAUUCCCGAAAGUAGCUACUUUGAUAGCGCUACAUCGUUUGGUAUGAUUAGAGGGUCGCAUAUAGAUCUCACUAUUCUAGGGGCUAUGCAAGUAGCGCAAAAUGGUGACCUGGCUAAUUGGACCGUGCCUGGUAAAAUAGUUAAGGGGAUGGGAGGUGCUAUGGAUCUGGUAGCAAAUGUUAAACGCGUGGUAGUAAUAAUGGAACAUACUGCAAAGAACGGUAGUGCAAAGUUAUUAAAACGAUGUACUCUACCAUUAACAGAUUAUCCUUUAACAGAGGAAGAAAGAAAACUUCAGGAAAUGGGUUCCUUAGCUGGCGGAGAAGGAUUAACUUUUAGACCUAGUAAAAUAAAAAAUAACUCAACUAAGUCUAAGGAUUAUCAAAUUAAUAAAUAUUUAUGGCAAGCAUCAGUAGAAGUAUUGAAUUUUAUUCCUAUGGCUUCUGCUGAUUUAAAUGGCGGCCUCAUUAUUACUGAAUGGUACAGCCCUAAGGAAAAUAAAGAUUUUAGAUUUAAAAUAAAUAUUAUUAUUAAAAAUAAUAUAAUUAGCCCUGAUUCAAUUGAGGUUAGGGUAUUUGAACAAACAUUUAAAAAAGGGGAUUGUAAUGCGCGCUUUAUGAAAGCUCAAGGUUAUAAUGUGGUCCACCCUAUGGGCUGGGAUGCUUUUGGAUUACCCGCGGAAAAUGCCGCUAUUAAUAAUAAUUCUCACCCUAAAGAAUGGACCUAUAACAAUAUUGAUACUAUGAGAAAUCAAUUACAAUCAAUUGGUUUUUCCUAUGACUGGUCCCGGGAGGUCACUACUUGUGACCCCGGAUAUUAUCAACAUGAACAAAAAUUCUUUUUAGAAUUGUAUGCAAGAGGCUUAACCUAUCAAAAAGAAUCCUUAGUUAAUUGGGAUCCUGUAGAUCAAACUGUUCUAGCUAAUGAGCAAGUAAUUGAUGGACGCGGAUGGCGUUCUGGUGCUUUAAUUGAAAAACGGUAUUUAAAACAAUGGUUUCUAAAAAUUACUAACUACGCUGAAGAAUUAUUAAAUGAAAUUCCAAAACUGAUCCAUUGGCCUGAUUCUGUUAAAACUAUGCAAGAAAAGUGGAUAGGUAAAUCUGAGGGUAGCAACUUUAAUUGGGUCAUCAAAGGUAGUAGCCAUGUUAUUGAAGUAUUUUCAACAAGGCCAGAAACAGUAUUUGGGGCCAGUUUUAUAGCCAUAGCUUAUAACCACCCUAUAAUUGAUCAAUUAGUAGAUAAAAAUGAUAAGAUUCUCUCUUUCAUCCAACACUGUACUAAUUUACAUACUAGUUUAGCAGUAGAAAAAGCUGAAAAAGAGGGGGUUUUUACUAAUCUCUCUGUUAUUCAUCCCUUUGACCCCAGUAUCACACUACCUGUUAUUAUCACCAAUUUUGUCCUUAUGGAUUAUGGGACAGGCGCUAUUUUUGGUUGUCCUGCCCAUGAUGAAAGAGAUUAUGAAUUAGCUAUUAAACUGCAAUUACCAAUCACAACAGUAGUACUUCCUAAUGACAUUCAUUUAAGAAUAGGCCUGAAUAAGUGUAAUCCUUCUUUUUUACCUUAUACCGGUGAUGGCACAAUAAUUAAUUCAGAUUUUCUGAAUAAUCUAGAUCUGCGCGAGGCUAGAACAAAAGUAAUCAAAGAAUUUGAAGAUCGUGGCAUAGGCAAGCGUAUUACUAAUUAUCGAUUGAAAGAUUGGGGGGUCUCAAGACAAAGAUUUAUUCCAAUAAUAUAUUGCUUAAUUUGUGGUAUUGUGCCUGUAUCAGCAGCUCAUUUACCAGUCACUCUACCAGAGGAUAUUAAAUUUGGUGGUCAGGGUAAUCCUCUUGAUCUACACCCUACUUGGAAACAUACUACUUGUCCUAAAUGUCAAAAAGCAGCUACCCGGGAAACUGACACAUUUGAUACUUUUUUUGAAUCUUCCUGGUAUUUUACCCGCUAUUGUGACAAUUCUGCUCAUAACAUAACUAAUAAAAAUUCUUGUGAUUAUUGGUUACCCGUAGAUCAAUAUAUUGGAGGGGUUGAGCAUGCAGUAAUGCAUCUUCUAUAUGCAAGGUUCUUUACUAAAAUCAUGCAGGAACAAGGGUAUCUUAGUGUACGUGAACCAUUUACUCGUUUAUUAACUCAAGAUAAGUUGGUUAAUAAAAAAACCGGCCAGAAAGUAUUUCAAGGCCGCGUAGAAAAAAUGAGUAAAUCUAAAAAGAAUGUAGUAGAUUUAGAAACAAUAUUAGCAAACCACUCUGCCGACUCGGUCAGAUUAUUUGUCUUAUCAGAUAGUCCUCCCGAAAAGGAUUUUGAAUGGUCUGCUACUGGGCUUGAAGGGUGCACACGCUUUUUGAAUAAACUUGCUGCUAUGGCAGAAAUGCUACUUCAUCAGGAGAGUCACUCGAGUUUUUUACCAGAAAUUAAGCCAAGUAAAUUACUAAAGCUUACUCACGCUACUGUCAAAUAUGUGACUGAGGAAAUUAAGCAGUUUAAAUUAAACAAAGCUAUCGCAAGACUACGCGAAUUAUUUAAUGCGUUAUCAGAGGAAUUCUCUAAAGAAGAAAAAGCAGAUAUUAACAGUGUUAAAGAAGGGUUUGUUAUCUUAAUUCGACUAUUCAAUCCAUUUAUUCCGCAUAUCACUGAGGAAAUUUGGCAACAAUUAGGUAAUAGAGAAAGAUUAUAUCAAACAGCUUGGCCAUCAUUUAACGAGAUAUUUCUAGAAGAAGAAUCUUAUACAAUGGCUAUCCAAAUCAAUGGUAAAUUAAGGGCUACUCAUGAAUUCCAUAAUUUAACUACUGAAGAAGAAAUUAAGAAUAUUACAUUCCAGCUAGAGGGAUUAAAAAAAUAUCUAGAUAAUAGCGAACCAAAGAAUAUCAUUAUCAUUCCCAGAAAAAUAGUAAAUAUAGUAGUUUAA